Molecule: messenger RNA, 1759 nt
Organism: Suillus fuscotomentosus
Lineage: Eukaryota; Fungi; Basidiomycota; Agaricomycetes; Boletales; Suillaceae
Product: major facilitator superfamily domain-containing protein
Exons: 9
Coding region: 272-1759 (495 amino acids)
Biological process (GO): transmembrane transport
Molecular function (GO): transmembrane transporter activity
Source: RefSeq, a predicted model, not a curated record
AAGUGAACCAAGUGCCAGAAGUGAAGUGGCCGUUCAUGGUACACCACACGAGUAUCGCAUGAAAGUCAUUGCUUGGCAAGAUUCGCCAUGACACUUCCUUAUCGGAGGCGUCCAGGGUGUGGUAUAGCGGAUAUCGAGGGUGCAAACACCCCCUCCAAGAAUCUGGGAAGCUGAUUUCGGCUCAGCAAUAACCGAUGCACAAGCUGGAGCAUGUAUAUUUAAACAGCUGUGAUUUACCGUUUCUCUCCCCCAUACUUCUCUGCAUACUACUAUGGUCCAGACCGACGAAGGCCAUGGCAUUCCUGUCGUGCUCGCGAAGAAGCCCGAUGUCGAACCUCCUUACUCUGUGUUUACGACUUGUGAAAAAUGGCUCAUAGUGACUCUUGCAUCUAUAGCAGGGUUGUUUAGCCCGUUGACGGCGUAUAUAUACCUUCCUGCGAUUCCAAUGAUCGCGACUGCGUUUGGCAAGACCGUUGAACUUACGAACCUUACGGUGACGGUUUAUUUGGUGUUUCAGGGUGUAUCGCCCAUGUUCUGGGGCACUCUCGCAGAUCGCAUGGGCAGGCGACCAACGUCGCUCGGAUGUUUAUUUGUUCUCAGCCUUGCUUGUAUCGGUCUGGCUUUCGUACCGACAUCAUACUUCUGGCUGUUGAUGGUUCUUCGAUGUCUCCAAGCGGUUGGUAGCGCUAGCACGCUCACGAUCGGUGCUGGUAUUAUUGCAGACAUCGCUACCCCCGCGGAGCGAGGUGGGUUCUUCGGCGUCUUCACAAUGGGUCCGCAGGUUGGACCCGCACUAGGACCCGUUAUAGGAGGCGCUCUUGCGGAUAAGCUCGGAUGGAGAUCCAUUUUUUGGUUCCUCUGUAUCUCCAGUUCAGCGUGUUUCAUUGUCCUGGUCACGUUCCUCCCGGAGACCUUGCGUAGCAUCGUCGGAAAUGGUAGUGUUUUGCCACCUAUCCAGUAUCGUCCUCUACUACCUUUAAUGGGGCGCGGCCAUAAGGAUUCUGAGGUGGAGUGUCCACCUGCUCGUAAAUCUCCUAACCCUUUCCGUCUGUUCGCAUGUGUCGAUGUCUUGAACCUCCUCCUUUUCAAUGGAAUUCAAUACGCAGUGUUCACCGCCAUUCUAGCGACCAUAUCUUCGUUGUUCGAAGUAAACUACCCUCACUUGACAGAGACGGAUAUUGGGAUUUGCUAUCUGGCCUCUGGAGGCGGGCUUGCACUGGGCGCAGUUUUCAGCGGCAAGCUCAUGGACUGGGAUUACAGGACCGCGAAGGAGCAGCUUAUUCGUAAUUUUACGCCAGAGAACGGUAUCCCAGGUCAUAUCAUAAGCGAUGAUGAUUUUCCCAUCGAAGCAACGAGGCUGAAGAGAUUGCCACUUUGGAUGAUCAUAUUUUGUGCAUCUUGCACUGGGUAUGGCUGGUGCUUUCAAGCACGAACGACCAUUGCAGUACCUCUGGUGCUUCAAUUCGUCAUCGGAUUUUCAGAAAUCGCUAUACUCACUACCAUUCAAACGCUUUUGAUCGACCUUGUACCGUCACAAGGCUCUGCUGUGACUGCGUGUAAUAAUCUCAUACGGUGCUCCAUGGGGGCAUUGUUAGUCUCCGUGAUCGAAUUGCUACUUCACAAGAUUGACGCCGGGUGGACAUUUUUUCUUUUAGGUGGAGUAUGUUUCAUCUCGGUGCCUCUGAUUUGGCUGGCAGUGCGUAUUGGACCUCCAUGCCGCGCUGGCAGACGUGUGUGUCAGGCUGUAUCUCAAAACUGA